This is a messenger RNA of Nanorana parkeri, 4369 nucleotides long. RefSeq names its product zinc finger protein 831 (gene ZNF831). Bases 1 to 4356 code for a protein of 1451 amino acids. NCBI's taxonomy places the organism in Eukaryota, Metazoa, Chordata, Amphibia, Anura, Dicroglossidae. The transcript has 8 exons. The record is from RefSeq and is a predicted model, not a curated record.
AUGGUGCGAAGAGAACUGAAGAACCGCCGUGGCGGUCUUAUGGGGAUCGUCUGGAAGACAUAUAGUAACUUCAGCAAGGUCUCCAUCUUCAGAACGUCAAGCUUGCCAAACCAUGAGAUCUUCAUAUUCUGGCUGCUAGGUACCGAAUCUGAACUUUUUGACAUGGAUACAUCCAAAGUUUCAAAUUUGCCAUCCAGUGUUAAAUUACCCACAUGCACUGCUACACUUUCUGGAUUCCACACGGCCAAAGCAUCAACAGUAACUGACAGAACAUCUGCACAGGCUGUACUUAUUAAAGGAGUUGGCGUACCUUUAUACCAAAUUACCCAACAAGAAGGCCAUAAUUUACCAUUUCAGCUGACAUCCACUGGCACAAGCUUUGCUAUCGACAAUGCACAUGUGUCUGUUGUAUUGGCCCCACAGCCUCAAACCGUUCUUCAAAAAUCGCCUGCACAGACUCUCACCCUAAACAUUGUGAAUCACCUAACACUAAUGUCUCAGAAUUGCUCCUCCGCCAUCCUUGGCACAAGCCCAGCUAAAUCAAAAAACAUUGGGAAACACAUAUGUGCCCAUUGUGGCAGAGACUGCCUAAAACCAAGUGUUUUAGAGAAGCAUAUUCGUUCGCAUACUGGUGAAAGACCUUUCCCAUGCACUAUUUGCGGCAUCUCAUUUAAAACCCAGAGCAAUCUUUACAAACACCGAAGGACACAAACUCAUGUCAAUAACGCCAAACAGAGCUUUGAUUCUGAUUGUGCUGGAUGUCAGGAAGACCAAAACACAGGACUGGCUGGAGAAAGACAUUGCUUAGAUAUCAGUAAGGCAGUUAAUGAUAUCUGUAUAAGCAAAGACCAGUGUAAUGAUAUUAUUAGUGUUGACAGUAGGACCCUGUUCUAUGAAAAUAAUGGUUUACCAUGUUUAGUGAACAAAGACAUUUUAUCAUCUGUUCGGAACUAUGAUCAGGUAGUUGGUGAACCUGACUGUGCAUCACCGUCUAAAGACUCAAUGUCUAUACUAAGUCAAAAGAGAUCCCUGAAGGACCAAAUAACUACAAUGACAAACAGACAUGCUCAAUUACAAAGGCAGAGUGGAACAUGUGCUGAUAAGCCGUUGGACUGCUCUUCAUCUCAAAGGAAGCUAAAAAAAUGUGAAAGCACAGACUCCGGUUAUUUGUCCCACUCAGACAGUGCAGAUUUGCAAAUGUUUUCUAGCAGUCCUCUGCACAGCCUUAGUGAGUGCAGUUUUGAGUCUGAGCCCUUACUCAAUACUACUCGGGACUGUGAAGAUAAAACAACAUCAUCAAAGAAAAACCUAGAAGAUCAUAUUUCCAUGUUGAUCUCCCAAAAUAAAGCUGUGGUUGAUAACACCCACCUAGACAAUGUUCGACCUAGAAAAACAACUCUGUCAAAGCAAGGCAGUAUUGAUCUCCCAAUGCCAUAUACCUUUAAGGACUCUUUCCAUUUUGACAUAAAAUCCCUAGAUGUAAACAGAAAGAAAAUUUCUCUUUGUUCAGUCAACGCUACCAUCACUCCACAGGAGAAGAAUAAGGCUAUGUUUUUCCACUCCGUGCCUACUCAGAUAUCUUCAUCUAUUGACAAUGUAAUUCUGGCACGAAGCAACUCUUUACCAUUUGUGGAAAAUGGCAGAGUUCAAGACAGCUUUUCUGUACGUAGUACUAAAGCACACCUCCAAGGAAAACAGCCAGUAAAUGUCACCUUUGCCAAUUUACUACUCUCUAAUACAGCUACAGCUUGCACAGUAGACUUUUCAAGCAGUCACCCUCGAGGUCUUGUCAGGCAGGCUGCUGUAGAUGAGGUGCAAACAAACAAUGUUUCUGAAAGUCAUAUUUCUGAAGAAAGUAAGGAAGUGAAAAGGCUUGAAGGCGAACAAAUUACCCCAAAAUUUAAAGCGGCAAAUAGAAAAGCAGGCCAUAAAAAAGUAAACAUGUUUUCUCAUGAAAAGUGGCAGAUGUAUGGAGAUGAAACAUUCAAAAAGUUUUACCAGAAAACAAAUAAGAGUGAGCAUCCCAAAAAGACAAAACCAGAAGUUCAAGACUCAAAUUGUGAAGUAAGAAGCAAAACUAUUUUGCAGACUACAAUGGCCAAGCCAUUGGAAAGUCUUUCAUCACCACCUCAGGUUGUACCACCAAUUUCAGAUUCAAAGUUUACGUCUACAUCUUCUAAGAAAUGUUUAUUCAAGACAAUAUCAGUAAUCAGUAAGGCGACAGAAGCCACCUUACCCUUGAGGAAUAUCCAGAAGGAUUUAGAUGUAGACCGGAAAAACAAAACCAUUUUAAGGUCAGGGAGUGGUAAUGAAGUUCCCAUUGAUGGCAAAGGAUGUAAACUGAAAAGUCACAAUCCUGAUUGUGCCUCUAAUGCACAAACCGAUUGUCCACAAUGUCAUCUGCAAGGUCAGACAAGUCAGUCUGUCGACGAUUCUGACAAUAUAGGUAAUAUGGUGACUGAAAAGUUAUCUAUUGCUUCAAAUAUAGAGGAAAACAUGCCUGCCAAUUUUAUUGGAAGUUCACAAAAUCAUGAGCAGUCACCUUCAGAAAGAAAGAAACUUAAGGUUGCAAAGAAGAAAGGUGACUCACUUCAAGAUACCAAGGAGCAUUCCAUAAGUAAUGAAACUGCUCAGGUCAAAUGUUUUCCUGAAAGGAAGGCUUUUAAAGAGUUACCAGUAAGUAAGGAUUAUCAGCAGAAUAUGACUAUGAAUUUCAGAAGAGAUCCUGAUAUCCUUGCAACAGAGUCCUUAGACAGAGUUAGCAGAGAUAAUUCCAUGCAAAAGAAAACAGAAAGCAAUGCCAUUAUAUAUAGCUGCACGUCACCUGGAACAACAUCACAAGGACCUUCUGAGUACAAAAUGGCCAGCACAAUAGCCAAGUCCUCUCAGGCUACAGAACUGGAGACUACCAAUGGUUUUCAGGCAGAGCUCUUCAACAGCACCCCAGUUAAGUCUAUAUUACCUCAAGAGCAGGGAAGCUCUCCAUAUAACACAGCACAUCUAUGUUGGCACUCAGGGAUCUGCAACAUGAGGGUCACCAAGGUCACCUUCUCAACCUUAAACACUGAACCUAAGUCAACUUGGUGUUGGUUGGACAAAUGUCUUCCCCUUCCAAUAGAACAAAAGGAGAAGUCAUUUUCGGUUUAUGCUUCUCUGAACUGUAAUUCCAUAAAGGACAAAAGGCCAGUUCAGGCUCCACUUUCUCAUUCCAGAAGUGUUGACAAGUACCAGGCAACAUCUGCUGGGCAACUUAUGGCAUCCUCCAUUGUUUGGAAGUCAUCGAAACAAAAGGACUGUUCAGAAGGAAUAAAACAAUCAAAUGAAAACAACCAGCAAUCAGCCAAGAGAUCGAGCAGGAUGGGAGCACGGACAAAAUCAAGGCACAUGAAAGGGAAUAAAGACAGCUGCCGAGAACAUCGACAUAGCAAAGUUGUCCACCGCAAAACGCACAAAGGCUUGUGCCAGAACCAACGGCAAAAGAAGACCUGUUCUGCUUCAAGUAUUAAGUCAGGAGAUAUUUUGCAGAGGACCACCAUAUCUGGCUCUAGAGAUCAUGCAGAUACAAUACUCACAUUACAUCCUCCUGCGCUUCAUUCUGUGGAUAAGAAAGAAGAGGGUGAAUGUGCAUAUGGGAUGGAUAGUCAUAUUGAUGAGGGGACAUCUACAAAAAUAGCCCCAGUUCCACUGCUUGCUCCUAACCACCAGCUCACUGCUGGAGAAAAAAACAAGUCACAACUCUCUGAAGAGUUUGCUAGUCUGAAAUCCCCCCAUACAACAUCCUUAAGCUGGCAGAAGUCAUGUAAUCUUCCCACUGGCAAAGAUGAAACUGCAUCUGACCAAUUAACAUCUGAAAUCAAACGGGUCCACCUACAGCAAGACCUAGUUGAUGGUCCCCCUCAAAAGCAUGGGAGAAGAAUACUGCACAGGUCAAAAACCAUAGGACACAGUAUGGGCGAGGAAACCACAGCACCAAAUCACAACCUCAAAUUACAUAACAGCAGUUUGCCCCUCUUGGCAAAUGUUGGCCUUCAGGCUAGAGUUCCCACAGAUUCCAAAAAGGUUGUAUGCAGUCCAUCUCGACAGAACUCCAGGAAAUCUGUCAUUGGUGCAUGUGAACCUUCAAAACACAAUUCAGAUGUAAAUGCUUCUGGGAAGGCUGUGGUGUCUGGUGAAUUACCAAUGGGUGAGAAUAUGCCUUCACAGAACCAUUGUCGUACUUCAGACCUUGAGCAAAGAAGUCUUAAAUUUCAGAACAAAGUUAACCUUGAGGUGAUGAGAAAACAAACCUACGUGGAAUAUAGUGACACCAGCAGUGACGACGAAGACCGACUAUACAUAGAGAUCGAAAGGGACUGAUCUGGAAUAAUAA